Phyllostomus hastatus (greater spear-nosed bat) is the source of this 2365-nucleotide messenger RNA. It is a transcript of the gene CCDC102A, whose product is annotated as coiled-coil domain containing 102A. The record is from RefSeq and is a predicted model, not a curated record. Lineage: Eukaryota; Metazoa; Chordata; Mammalia; Chiroptera; Phyllostomidae. The coding region runs from base 247 to 1962 and encodes 571 amino acids. Gene Ontology annotation, cellular component: myosin complex. The transcript has 9 exons.
CCCGGCCCUGCCGGCGGCGGCCGCAGUCAGCCCCGUGCCCGCUCCGCCCAGCCGCGGCGGGUCGGACGUCCGGAGCUCGAGGGUCCCCGGCCGAGGUGCCAGGAGGCAUCCCCCAUCCCGUGGCCAGGAGAGCAGCGGGUAGAAGCGGCCAUCAUGCACAGUGGUAUCGCAUCUGCAAAAAGUCCCCGGCGCCUCCCCUGAGUCCAGCCCAAGUUCAAGCCCAGAGCCUGUGAGCCCCCUUGCACCAUGAGCCACGGGCCGAGCCCACGGCUGGCCGAGUCCCCGCAGCUGUCCAAAGGCAGCCUCCUGACCAUUCUAGGCAGCCCGUCGCCCGAGCGCAUGGGGCCAGCAGACUCACUGCCUCCCACGCCGCCCAGUGGCACGCCCUCCCCAGGGCCGCCCCCUACCCUGCCGUUGCCCACACCCUCUGCACUGCUUGCCGAUGGGGACUGGGAGAGCCGCGAGGAGCUGCGGCUGCGGGAGCUGGAGGAGGCGCGCGCGCGGGCAGCGCAGAUGGAGAAGACCAUGCGCUGGUGGUCGGACUGUACUGCCAACUGGCGUGAGAAGUGGAGCAAGGUGCGCGCAGAGCGCAACCGCGCACGCGAAGAAGUCCGCCAGCUGCGCCAGCGCCUGGACGCGCUCACCAAGGAGCUGGCCGGCGCCCGCCGCGAGCGCCAAGAGGUGCAGGGCGAGUGUGAGGCGCGGGGCCGAGAGCUGGCGCGGCUCCGUGGGGCCCGGGGAGCCGCUGACCAGACGCCCGAUGGACCCGAGACGGAGCCGGAGCGGGAACACGAGCCCGUGCGCGAUGUCGGGUCAGAGAGGCCCCAGAGCAGCCAGGAGCUGGAGCUGGUGGAGAACCUGCUGAAGAGCAGACCAGAGGAGCCCGAGGGCUGCUGGGAGGCACGCAGUGUAGGGGCCGGGGGCCCACGGGGCAGCUCGGGCCGCCAGGAGCGCAGCCGGCUGCCCUGGGAGGACACGGCCGCCAUUGAGGAGGACGCCUCCAAGUUGACGGCCCUGCGGCUGCGGCUGGAUGAGUCCCAGAAGGUGCUGCUCAAGGAGCGAGAGGAUAAACUGGCACUGAGCAGGAACAUUGAGAAGCUGGAGGGGGAACUCAGCCAAUGGAAGAUCAAGUACGAGGAGCUGAGCAAGACCAAGCAGGAGAUGCUCAAGCAACUCAGCAUCCUGAAGGAGGCUCACCAGGACGAGCUGGGCCGCAUGUCCGAAGACCUGGAGGACGAGCUGGGUGCGAGGUCCAGCAUGGACAGGAAGAUGGCCGAGCUGAGAGGCGAGAUGGAGCGGCUGCAGGCGGAGAACGCAGCCGAGUGGGGUCGCCGCGAGCGGCUGGAGACCGAGAAGCUGGGCCUGGAGCGGGAGAACAAGAAGCUGCGGGCGCAGGUCGGGGACCUGGAGGAGGCCCUGGCCCGGCGGCGGCGGCAAACAGCCAGCGCGCUGGACUGCGACCUGCGGGCCAGCCAGGCCGCACUCUUCGAGAAGAACAAGGAGCUGGCAGACCUGAAGCAUGUCCACGGCAAGCUGAAGAAACAGUUCCAGGAGAAGGUGGCGGAGCUGGCACACGCCAACCGGCGGGUGGAGCAGCACGAGGCGGAGGUGAAGAAGCUGCGGCUGCGGGUGGAGGAGCUCAAGAAGGAGCUGGCGCAGGCCGAGGACGAGGCCAGGCGAGCCCAGCCCAAGGUGAUGCCCGUGCUGUUGGCCCUGCUCACCCCCCAGCUGGAUGAGGCCCACAACCAGGCACGCAAGCUGCAGCGGUCGCUGGACGAGCAGACGGAGCAGAGCGAGAACCUGCAGGUGCAGCUAGAGCAUGUGCAGUCCAGGCUGCGCAGGCAGCAGCAGAACGCCCCCCUCUUCGGGAAGAUCCGUAGCGCUCGCUUUGGCACCGAGGAAGCCGGGGAUGGAGCCAGCGACCUGGACGAGGAUGAGGACCUGCAGAUCCAGGUGGCCUAGCGCUCCCAGGGCUGGCAGGGCUGGCCCAAGGCCGCGGGCGCCCUGGGCUACCUGGCUGACCGGCCGCUCGAACUGACGCAGUCGCCCGUGCUCGCUCUGGGAGCGACCCCGUCCCUGCCACGGGCGACUCAUUUUCUCCCAGGGUGCACAUCGAUGGCCCACCCUCCGAGGCACGGUGGAAGGAAGCCACAGCCUGUGUUUUUAUAUAUAUAUGUAUGUAUGUAUGCCUAGCGUUAUAAACACAAUACCGCUCCCAGGCCUGGCCUAGACACCCCCGCCCACCCAGGACUUCCCACGCAGGGAGAAGAGGGUGUCACGAGAGGGCCGUGGGGUCCCUAACCCAGCCUGGCCCUCUGAGCCUUGGGGACUGGGCAGGAGCUGUUCGUAGUACAAGGUGAUAAAC